AUGAGUUCUGUUUUGGCCCGAGUCUUUGCCUUGGCCCUCUUUUCUGGCGCCGUGAUGGGCUUGAGGGCACUUCUCCUGUUGUGGGCGUGUCCUUUGGCCGUGACGCAGGAGUCAACAGAAAAGGAGUAUGUGGAGCUCGACGAUGUGACCUGGACCACCGCGCUGCUUUUGAUCAGCUUUGUGAUCGUCUCGACCGGGGUACUCUGUCUGGUGAAGUGCAAGGAUGAGGACAUCCGCAAGGAGAGUUGGGCCUUGCUGAAUGUCACCUUGUCGAUUUUCUGUGCUGCAAGCUUCGACAAUGCGGUCUGCAGGCUUAUCGAGACAUUUUCAGAGGAAGAAGGGCACGAGAAGCCGGCUUUCAUGAGCAAGCCCAAUCUCAUUGUCCUCUUCGUUUUCCUGUGUCUGGUCUUUGUCGUCUUGCACCUGGCAUUCUUGUGCCUCAUUCCACAGGAGAAUCAUCACGUGCUAUUUGCCACGCAGGCUUUGGGCAGCCACAUCAUGGCUUUUGCCAGCAUCGUGUUUUUUGGGCACCUCCAAAUGGCAGCUGUUUCGUGGAAAGCCGUUUCUUCGUGGGGCGGAGUUUGGUUGGUUCCACUCCUUGCGUUUGGGGUGAUGGUCAUCCUCUACCGCAUGGUGCUCCAUCUCCUGCGAAGAUUUGAUAACGAGUGGUGGAAGGAGAAAAGGCUGGUCAUGCAUCAGGCGAUGCUUAUGCAGAUCGACGCGGGGGGGAUCAGUGUUGGCUUCCUGAUUGUGCAAGCAUUGUGCUAUUCGUUGAUUGAUGAGUCUGAGCCUGCGUCGAGUGAUGCGUCUGAGCCUGAAAGAAGGUUUAUGCCCAUCACACAUGGAUACCCUGGCCACCACAAAGCCUACACAGAACUCUUACUUGGGCUUCUGGCUCUUGUGCUGCUCUGCUCUUCCUCGGUGUGGUCUGUCUGCUUGCGCCACAUGGUACAUUCUGAGUUCUUUUUCGAGUUCAUUGGAGUCUUAGGAUCCAGCAUGGCCUGCUGGUGCCUCCAGCGUGGUGGAAUCAUCUUCUUCUACCAAAAAUGCAAAUCUCGGAUGAAUCGUUACCACAUGGAGGUGAUGUGUGAAUAUCCGCACAAGUGCCAUGGAAGCCACGAGAUGCAGCCGGUUCAGGUUGUCCACCGUGCCGUAAUAGUCAAUGCUUUGGCCAUGUCCUUGCUGGCGGUGGUGUGCAUGCUGGUCAUAGAUGGAGUGGCAGACUUUUGGCAGGGAAAGCCUUGCUGCCCUGCUACCCACUCCACCUCAUAUGUUGCCAUGGUAAGGCCUGCACCUGCAGGGGAUCUGGACGUGAGGACAGCUAAAGCUUUGAGGAAGGUCAUGAGUGGACUCGGCCUUCUGGUGGGCAUUUGCUGGGACAAAGCUUUUGAAAGCUCGUACGACACGCUCCUGGACCCGCACACCAUGAGCCGCUUAGCCUUUCAAACUGACACGGUCAACGAAUUCAUCCAGGGCUACCCAAAGCAAGCCGAAAGGAUGGUGGCUGUCUUGGGAUUUCUGGUGUCAGCGCUUGUGGGCUGCGCCUGGUUCUGGCACAUCGUGCCCAGUGCUAUGAAGGAAGAGAGGGAUCACGAAGAAGCCAUUAAGCUUGAAACUCAGUCCCUCCAGAAUAUCAAGUUGCCGGGUGAGAAGACACCGACGUGGCAGUCGUCAAGCAGCAGCGAGCCGGAUCUUGGCUGCUGGCAGACGGAUGCUGAAAGCGAUUAG
Symbiodinium sp. CCMP2456 is the source of this 1728-nucleotide messenger RNA. The record is from the annotation of a GenBank genome assembly. Lineage: Eukaryota; Dinophyceae; Suessiales; Symbiodiniaceae.